This is a messenger RNA of Mangifera indica (mango), 989 nucleotides long. RefSeq lists its product as uncharacterized. NCBI's taxonomy places the organism in Eukaryota, Viridiplantae, Streptophyta, Magnoliopsida, Sapindales, Anacardiaceae. The record is from RefSeq and is a predicted model, not a curated record. The transcript has 2 exons. Bases 43 to 786 code for a protein of 247 amino acids.
UUCUAUUUUAAUGUUAUAGAUUUGGCCGUUCGCAUAUUUUAUAUGAGAAGCCAACAAAACAAAACAAGGAAAUUAUCAGACUUCUGUUGUUUUCUUUUUCUAUCAAGAGAUCGAAAGAUGUCGAAAGCAAUGGACAGGAUGGAACCGUCGGGGUUCAGAGGAGGCGGGGUGGCCGUAUUUGAGCUGUCUCCGAUUAUCUCCGACGCGAAGGCGGAGGAAGCCAAUUGGUGUAGUUCAACGUCCACGUCAUCGAUCGGGAGGAACAGCGAUCUGUCGAGGAGAUCGUCGUUGGAGGGAGAGGAUGGAGGGGAGAAUGAGGUUCAGAGCUCUUAUAAAGGACCCCUGAAUAUGUUGGAUUCAUUGGAGGAAGUUUUACCCAUCAGAAGAGGGAUUUCUAGUUUCUAUGGUGGGAAAUCAAAGUCCUUCACAAGUUUAGCAGAAGCUUCAUCAACAAGCUCAAUCAAGGACAUUGCAAAACAAGAGAAUGCAUACACAAGAAGGCGCAGAAAUCUACUUGCCAUCAAUCAUGUGCGGGACAAGAGCCGAAGCAAUGGUUGCGGGAUAUCAAAGCGGCCAAUCAUCUCUAGCCGGAGCACCUUAGCUCUGGCGGUGGGGCUGAGCAGCUCUGAGAGCAUAGCUAGUACAAGUGAUGAUUCCGCUUCAAGGUCUCCGCCACAAUUGCCGCCCCGGCAUCGUGGACCACAGUCUAGAGGGUCUUCUCGGCGGUCAUAUUCUGUGGUGGAUUUACAACGAUGUACAACUGAUGUAGCCUCAAAUUCAUUUUGAUGUUUGGCUAGUGAGAAAACUGACAUUUGUACAGGCGAGAAUGGAGUUUACUGAAAAAGUUUGUGGAUGCAUGGCGUUUGUUCAUGCUCCUCUUUACGCUAAUUGGUUUUAGUUGUAAUAGAAGGUGAAGAGCAAUUGAAGCUCUCACCUUGUCAAUUCUGAAUGUAAACAUCUUGUUAAGAAAACUUGUUGCUUGUUUUGAA